This is a messenger RNA of Conger conger (European conger), 4052 nucleotides long. RefSeq names its product cysteine-rich hydrophobic domain 1 (gene chic1). NCBI's taxonomy places the organism in Eukaryota, Metazoa, Chordata, Actinopteri, Anguilliformes, Congridae. The transcript has 6 exons. The record is from RefSeq and is a predicted model, not a curated record. Bases 51 to 572 code for a protein of 173 amino acids.
UUGCACAAGCGCGUGCCGAGUGUUGCCGAAUGACGUAAACAUGUGACGUCAUGAGCGUCCUGCUGCCCAACAUGGCGGACUUCGACACCAUCUAUGAGCUGGACGAGGAAGAAGAGCGUGUUGUGAGCGAGGAACACCUGGCUAGAUAUUGCCCUGAGCCCGUGAUUAUGCGGGGGGCUGGGCACAUCACCGUGUUUGGCCUGAGCAACAAAUUUGACACAGAAUUCCCUUCAGUUCUCACAGGAAAGGUUGCGCCGGAGGAGUUCAAGACGACGGUGGGCCGGGUGAACGCGUGCUUGAAGAAGAACCUUCCGGUAAACGUGAAGUGGCUCCUGUGCGGCUGCCUGUGCUGCUGCUGUACGGUGGGCUGCAGCCUGUGGCCCGUCAUCUGCCUCAACAAGAGGACAAGAAGAUCAAUUCAGAAGCUGUUAGAGUGGGAAAAUAACAGGUUGUAUCAUAAGCUGGGUCUGCACUGGAAGCUCAGCAAGAGGAAAUGUGAAAGCAGCAACAUGAUGGAAUAUGUUAUUCUUAUAGAAUUCUUGCCCAAAUAUCCUAUAUUCCGACCAGACUGAGGAGGCCAGGCACUGUCCUGCUGUGUGACCUUUCAUUCCUACCCUUAGUGCCUUGUAGAUAUGUUGGAUUGACGGUCUACACUGCUGUGUCGUGAUAACCCCCCCCCCCCAAUCAACCCCACCCCUAUUACCUUGUACAGUAGAAUUGCUACACUGUCACUUUGCUUUAGAGCACAUUUUGCACAUUUCCUGAUAUGGUAGUAGACGCUCCUUUUUAUUUUAGUUUUUGUUCGUUUUUAACAAGCAAGGUAAUUCGUCGCUGGGUGCUGACAGGUGCUGAGAUGUAAAGAAAAAAAAAAAAAAAAAAAAUUAAUAACAAUACCACAAAGUGUAUAUCCCAUCUAGCUACAUGUGUACGUUCAUCCCCUGAGCUCAGUGAGCAUCCAGGCCAACAUCACACGCCUCACGUUGGCGCCACAGCCGCGCAGGCCUGCGGAUAGAAAGCAGCGCCUGCAGGUGGUUUGCACAGUUGCCUUACGAGAAACCGCCGCACCGAGACCUUCAGCCGCUGACGUUUUUUUUGGUUUUUUUUGCCGGUUCGUGGAAAGGAACAGAGAAGUUUUUUGCAAGCUCCGCCUGGCUCCUCGCCAGGUUGUUUCCUUUCGUCUUACCCAUUUUUUUUAAUUUUUUUUUUCUUUCUCACCAAACUGCAAAGUCGACGUAAUCACGGAGGAGGCUGGGUUAUUCUCACGUGUGCUUAUGGCAGCACCGUACGUCUACUGCACUUUGGCAAUGACCUUCUGUACAGGGAAUCUGCGAAACUAUCCUGUAAAUAUCACCAAGACAAGAUGUACAGCGUGGUAUGCCAUUGUUUACAUAAUGUAAUAUAGCUCAAUUUGUUUUUUUUGCCAAGAUAUUAUUAUUAUUAUUGUACUAUAGAUUUGUUAAUGAGCGAUGUUUGAGUAACUUUCCAGUUUGUACGGACCUGUUUACCUAGUAAGCCAUAUGAUUGCGAUGUUCAUUAAUGCCAGUGUGAGGACUGAAAUUGCACUUGAGCACAUGGAAAUUCAGAACUUAAGUGUGUAGUAUUAUCGAGGUCUGGGUUCAGUGUGCUUUACAAUGACACUAGUGGUAUAUGUUACAUGUAGUUUUGCCAACUAAGGAAGACAUGUCGCUUAAGACAAUUUUUUUUUCCAUGUAAAGUCAUUCAUUUAAAAACUGAAAAUGCAUCAUACGUGAUGACCUUUUGAAAGCAAAAUAUUUACUGCACUUCUUUAUUUUGGUUCAACUUUUCUGUGUAGCUUAGUUCUCAUUUCUGUAUUUUCAAUGCUGUAUUCUUUCUCACGGUAGCUGUUUCAUCCGAGUAUAGAAUGUUACAAGCUAAAGUGUAACUUCACUGAAAAUCUGAAAUUUAAAAAUGGGUACUUUACAGUUUAGUGAGUGUGUGAGCUGCAAAGUGAAUAACCAGUUUCACUAGAUUUCCUCUUACAACGCCAUCUGGUAUGGACACUGGUAACAAUGUACAUUUCUCCAUUAUAAAAUGUCAAAUUGACAGUUCAGUAUUUUUGGGAUGUUUUGCGAGUUUCUCAUACGUUUUCUAUUGUAGUCAUUCCAUGAUGGGGGGGGGGGGGGAAUAGAUAAAUGACAUGUUAAAUGACAUGUUAUUUUAAACUUUUACAGAGGCGGUAAGCGUUUUAUGGUGGAUGAUAAAUUAAAGAAGUAGAUUGAAACAGUUCUCUGUUGCAAUAAGGAUGACCUUUAAGUACAUUUAAUACUGUUCAAUAUUAAUAUACUUUAAUGUAUUUAGGAAACCUCACUCAAGCCAAAUGUGCAAGGUUUGUGGUUAGUGAGAGAUCAGCGUUGGUUGUUCUGUAGUACUGUGACUUGUAAAAACAAGCGACUUACUUGCAGGUAAAGUAGCGUCAGAGCUGUGUACUUCAGCUACUGGGCCCCCUGCUCAGAGUAUACGAAGGAAAAGGGAUAACUCGAGAAUUAUUGCAAUUCUAAAUUUCAGAAAUAAAUUUUAUAUUUUUAUGCUGCACGCUUUUUAGCGAGAUGAGACUACAUCAAUUCAAGACCAGUUUAACAUUUCAAAAAAUUGUGGACUUGUGGACUUUCGUGGAUCCACAACAGUGCUCAGUGUUCAUUGAGUUGAGUAGGUUUGUUUUUAAUACCGAUGCUCGCAGUAGUAAAGGUAUCCAUUGCAACAUAAAAUGUUAGAUUUUUUGUGAAGUUACUCUUUAAGGUCAUACAUAUCACUUGUUAUGUUCAGUGUUAGACAUGUUUUUAUUUGGUUAAACUGGCGGCAUUAAGACCGAUCUCUGAGUAUCUGAGGAGAGGAGCUGUCCUAAAGAAAGUGAACAGAAGAGUGGAAUUCCUGUCUUAAUUUGAAGGAGAGUCAAGUUAGUUUCAGUGUCUGUCCUGUUCUCAAGUACUUGUAAAUGUUUAUCAUUACUCAAUUCUCCAGGAAAGAGGAAAUAAACCAUUUACUUUGAAUGUUUUCCCACAUUAGUUACGAUCAGUACGUUGUUCUGAUUUUGUUACAUUUUUCCUGUUGAAACUGAGGAGAAAUUCAGUCGCAAGUACCGUUCAUGGUACAGACACCAAAAGUUUACCUGCUAAAGUUACGUUAAGUACAAUAAAGAAAAAUGUCAAUCCAGAAAUUAGAAAUUUGUCAUGAUCAGACAAAUACAAUAUUGGCUUUGAUUACCUAUCGUGUAUCUCUCUGUCUGGAUAUUCCUCUAUGUCCUGUUACUUUGAAAUAUUGUGGUUUAUAAUUCCUUUGUCAUGAAAAGAAAACCACACGCACACAGAGUAAGGCGAGAGAUCUUGCAAACGUAACUAUUUUAAUACAAUCUUUAAUGCAAACAAAUGAAAGAUGUUGAUGUCCAAACAGUGCUCGUACAAUAUUGACCGCAAGGUUUCGAUGUAUUUUCUGUUUCGGUAGGUCCAAAUCAAAUUCCUUUUACAGGGUUGUCAAAAUGAUUUUAGGUAGAAAAAUGGCAAUAACAAAUAUUUGCUGACAAUAUCUGAAUAUCUAUAAUGCGUUCUGUAGCAUUUUUUAUAAUGGCAUGGCGAGCCAAUCACUAAUAGCAGCAAAACAUCUAUUUAGCUUCGUAUUAUGUAUUUUUUUUUUGUUAUUUUUUGUUAUUGACAACACAAAGUAUCUUUAUGAUGGUGCGCUGCAAUCACAUGUUCACUGUUUUCACCACAUUGCAGCUUGAAUUGUAAUUCAGUACUGUUGGUUAAAAAUACCUGAACUGGAGUAUGUACAAUUCAGUUGCGACCAUCCUGCUGGUAUCUAUUGUACUUCAUGUUGUCUGGUUCAAGCUGAGUAGAGCAAAUGAUUCACCAUUUUCUAUUCAAUGUCAUUUCGACCACAGCAGACCCGUGGUGUGGGCAAAGUGUAACAGAACAGGGUACUUGGGGGAAUGUGUCAAAACCACCUGUCACCUCUGUGCCUGUGAGAUGGAAGCCACAAUUCUCAUUGGAAAAAAAAAAAAAAAAAUCUUAAUAAAAUCUAAGGGAGUUGCAUACCUA